AUGCGGUUCCUUCGCUACGACAGUGUCGCCUUCCUAUGCCCACUCGUGACAUUGCUCUUGCCUUUUCUGGCGGAGGCUAAGACGGUUAGCUACGACUUCAAUGUCACCUGGGUCAACGCAAAUCCAGACGGGCUAUUUGAAAGAAAGGUCGUUGGCAUCAAUGGACAAUGGCCACUCCCAAUCAUCGAAGUCGACAAAGGCGACCAGCUCAUUGUCAAUAUGUACAACGGGCUUGAUGACGGCCAUAGCACAUCAAUUCACUUCCAUGGCAUGUUCCAGAAUGGUACCAAUGAGAUGGACGGCCCGUCGAUGGUCACUCAGUGCCCGGUCCCACCUGGAUCGAGCAUCACAUACAAUUUCACGGUAAACCAAAACGGCACAUAUUGGUAUCACUGUCACACAGACUAUUGUUAUCCCGACGGUUAUCGUCAAGCACUCAUCGUCCAUGACAAGGAUGCUUACUUUACUGAUUCGUACAAGGAAGAACUUGUCAUCACAUUGUCCGACUGGUACCAUGACAUGAUGGAUAAACUCAAAGAGUCGUUCAUGUCGGUAUUCAACCCAACUGGCGCUGAGCCAGUGCCGAAUUCUUUCCUGCUCAAUGACAAAAUGAACACAAGCUUUGCCGUUGAGCCCAACACUACAUACUUAAUCCGUCUCAUCAACCAUGGUGCAUUCGUUGGCCAGUACUUUUAUAUUGAGGAUCACACGUUUCAGAUCGUGGAAGUAGAUGGCGUCUACACAGAGCCUACCGAGGCGUCCAUGGUUUACAUAUCCGUAGCCCAAAGGUAUUCUAUCUUGCUCACAACCAAGAACUCAACCGACAAGAACUAUGCUAUCGUCACAGUGGCAGACUCAUCGCUACUCGACGUGAUAUCUCCUGAUUUACAGCUGAACAACACGAACUGGCUUGAAUAUAACAGCUCAGCGCCACAUGAACAAGCCGUGAUGAACGUGACGGAUAGCACACAGCUGGCGCCCUACGAUGACUUCGACCUCAUUCCGUACGACCGCACGCCUCUUCUGCCUGAGCCAGACCACGAGAUUGACGUAACAGUCAUCAUGCAAAACCUUGACAACGGCGAUGGCUAUGCUUUUCUGAACAACAUUUCAUUCACUGCACCCAAGGUGCCCACACUGUAUACCGUUCUCAGUUCAGGAGAAUCGGCGAACAAUGAAGGGAUAUAUGGUGAUUUCACACAUUCAAUUGUGCUUCAACACAAUGAGAUCGUGCAAGUCGUGGUUAAUAACGCUGACACCGGCUCACAUCCUUUUCACCUUCACGGCCAUAAUUUCCAAGUUAUUGUCCGCAACCCACCACUUGGCCCGCACUUCUUCGACUUUGCUGACGGAGAUCCUGUCCCAUACGAUCCAUCGAAUCAUUCAGCCUUUCCGGCCUUCCCUAUUCGCCGUGACGUGAUGGUGCUACCUCCUCAAGGCCACUACGUGAUCCGGUUUGUCGCUGAUAAUCCUGGCGUCUGGCUUUUCCACUGUCACAUUGACUGGCAUCUAUCACAAGGCCUGGCGAUGGUCAUGAUCGAGGCUCCGAUGCAGAUGCAGGAGCGCCUGUCUAUACCUGAGGAUCAUCUUGCCGUAUGCGCCGCUGCUGGGGUGGCAACUAAGGGUAAUGCUGCGGCCAACACAGAAGAUCUGUUUGACCUGUCAGGUCAGAACAAGCAGCCCGGCUGGAUUCCGGGCGGUUUCACCGCGCGCGGUAUUGUGGCUAUGGUAUUCUCGUGUACAUCCGCCAUUCUGGGUAUUGCUAGUCUGGUGGUGUAUGGCCUGUCGGACAGACGUCAUGUGUCUGUCGUGCCAAUGACCAAUCCACAGAUCCAGGAACCUUACCAUGACGAGCAGAAUGAAGUGGUGGAGAUUGUUCGUAAUGAUGUUGCAACAAGUCAGAAACAGACCUAG
Molecule: messenger RNA, 1914 nt
Organism: Phaeoacremonium minimum UCRPA7
Lineage: Eukaryota; Fungi; Ascomycota; Sordariomycetes; Togniniales; Togniniaceae
Product: putative iron transport multicopper oxidase fet3 protein
Exons: 3
Coding region: 1-1914 (637 amino acids)
Biological process (GO): reductive iron assimilation; cellular response to iron ion starvation
Cellular component (GO): high-affinity iron permease complex
Molecular function (GO): ferroxidase activity; copper ion binding
Source: RefSeq, a predicted model, not a curated record